Babesia ovata is the source of this 1812-nucleotide messenger RNA. RefSeq names its product cytosolic Fe-S cluster assembly factor narfl. The coding region runs from base 1 to 1812 and encodes 603 amino acids. NCBI's taxonomy places the organism in Eukaryota, Apicomplexa, Aconoidasida, Piroplasmida, Babesiidae. Gene Ontology annotation, molecular function: 4 iron, 4 sulfur cluster binding. The record is from RefSeq and is a predicted model, not a curated record. The transcript is spliced from 2 exons.
AUGUUUUCCAGCGCGGUCAAAAUAGACCAGCUUAACGACUUCCUCAACCUCAGCGAGGAGUGCGUGCUCCCCGUCGGAAAGAGCGGUGAGAGCUAUGAAGUCAAGCUGCACGACAAGGGUGUGCCGGUGCCUAACAAGCUACAGCCGGCAACUGCUGACAAGGACACGAAACGCAUCGUCGUCGGAAUCAGCGACUGUAUGUCCUGCUCAGGCUGCCUAACUUCAUCGGAAGAGAUCAUCCUCAAGGACCGUGGAUACGAGGACAUCGCACGAAAAAUAAGGCAGGCGGAUGUAGCCGCCGUGUCCAUCGCACCGCAAACUGCUUUCAUGUUCGCCGCAACCUACAACGUAACAUACCAAAAGGCGUUCAGGAAGCUCGCAUACCUGUUCAAAUGGCUGGGUGCCAAACGGGUGUACAACAUGAGCCUCGCGGAAGCCGUUGCUCUGCACGAGGCGAAGUCGGAGUUCCGCGAUACCAUACUUGCAGGACUCAGUGCCAAAGCUAGAUUGAAGCUGAAACAUGGUGGAACUCUGGAUCCAGCUGAUAUCGAAAAUGCGAUGACGAACGGCAUCAGCUCCGAGGCGGUGAACAGGGAUACCGACGCUGAUGCAGUGGACGGUGAUGGUGACGAUCAAGGUCACGUAGGCAUGCCUAUCAUAGCCACCCAUUGCCCGGGCUUCGCCACAUACGCGGAAAAAAAUCUUGAUGAAAACGUCAUCUCCAGAAUAAGCAGAGUGGCGUCAAGCCAGCAUAUCCAGGGUGCUUUGGUCAAGACCUUGGGGAGCUUUGAGUUGGCCAUGGAGCACUCACGCGUGCAUCUGGAGCCCACCGCAAGCGUUUUCGCAGGGCAUUACGGAGGACUACAGGAGACCCUGAAGCGCGUUGGUAGGUACGCCAGACAUCGCAAUAUGGAAAUCAAACCCAUAUACCACGUUACAACCGCGCCGUGCUAUGACAAGAAAAUUGAGGCCGCACGAAGUCAAUCAGAUAAGAACCUCAGAAGCAUAUACACAUACCUUGGGUCACAAACUGAAGGUCACUCGGAAGACGUGAAGCUGGUGGACGACGUGCUCUCCACGGGUGACCUCCAGAAGAUCAUGGAGUUGUACAACAUGGACUUCCGAACGAUGCCUGAAGCCGAGUUGGAUCGCAUAUUCUCGGACAAGGAUGCAUUCCUUUUUUCCAAGCUGUUCCAACAGGAUAUCAAGCUAACACCACUCCUCGACGAUAGUUACCUGAGACCUGGCAGAACCCAGUCACAGUCGGGUGGAUUUGCUGAGGAAAUCAUGAAAUACGCUGCGGAAUCUAUUGUAAAGGCCGAUGAAGUGCCAACGUUCACAGAGACGAUCAAUCAGGACUACCAAGAGGCUACGCUGAAAAUCGAUGGCAAGCCCGUAAUGACGUUCGUGCUAGCUUACGGGUUCAGGAACGUGCAAAACAUCGUUCAAAAGCUGAAGCGUAAAGGCCAAUCGGGAACGGGGCAUAUGGCGUACAUUGAGGUGAUGGCCUGCCCCGGCGGAUGCUUCAAUGGCGCCGGGCAGGUUCUGACGCCACCACCGGUCGAAAAGAGCUACUUCAACACCUUUUUGAGGUGGAUGAAAAAAGAUGACAAAGCCAGACCUACUGACAAGGCAAUGAAGCUGUACCACACAGCCAGCCGCUAUGCAGAUACCAAGGACCGUGAGGACGUUCAAGCCGUAUCGUCCACCGUCAUCCCCGUGUUGAACAGAUUAGCAGCCGUCAACCUUAUCGCAACAAGAGUGGAGAACCUUGCCGAUAACGCAAAGCGAUCGGCCGCACUCAAGUGGUAG